AUGAUGCAGUGUCCUGCCUUGAUCUCAAAUCACUGCCAUCUCCAACGUGUAUCUGCUUCCUUACCCAGCGGUCCAAGUCUGUCUUGUUUUACCCUCAUCCCCUGAACCACACUGACACCUCUCCGCCGUCGGACAAUCGUCUGAGGAGAUGUCUUCGACUUCACAAUCGCGCUGGGGUGCCUUUGCCUUCCACAGCGUCGCAGCAGCCAUUAUGGCUUACGGAUGGUCCAGCCUGCAGACUUUAUCCAUCAGCGAAUGGAUUCUGACGCAGAAAGGAGGUCAUUUCCAGUACCUUACGAUUCUAGGGCUACUCGUAGCUUGGCUUGCGAUGGUCAUGAGCACAAUAUCCGACUUGAUACCUGCCCUAAGGUUUGUGAAAGUGCUGAAGCGAACCCUGCUCAUGAUCGCCUUACCUCUGUCCAUUGUGAUAUCUUCCGUCUAUUGGGGGCUCUUGCUUUUCAUGCCUCACCUGAUCCUGCGACCUGAAGCAUCGGAGCCAUCUUCGUCAACGGAAGCACCAGCCUUUGCCCGUAUCCCCCUCAGAAUUGACCUCGCCUUACAUGCUGCUCCAGGCAUUGCACUUCUCAUCGACUUCGUCUUCCUUGAGAAGAAAUAUAGCGAGAAUCAGGCGAGAUAUGGCGGGUUUUCGGUUGCUGCUUUCUCCGGUCUGUUAUAUUCAACCUGGGCAGAGUAUUGCGCGAAAUUCAAUGGAAUCUUUCCCUAUCCGUUCCUUACUAACAGUGAAUUUCCCGUCCGCGUUGCGAUCUACGUUGUUCUUACACUUUUCGCUUAUUCCUUUUUCGUGUGGUUGAAUGCCCAGCGCCGUUGAUUGCGUCAAGUAUUCUUUGUAGAUUCUGUUCCAGAUAGAAAUGUAUAUCGCCAUGUGGAUGUUUGUGCUUGACAUGCUCGCCAUAAUUCUCAUGCUUCCGAUCGCGUUUCUCGAUCGCGUUU
This is a messenger RNA of Somion occarium, 951 nucleotides long. The record is from the annotation of a GenBank genome assembly. Lineage: Eukaryota; Fungi; Basidiomycota; Agaricomycetes; Polyporales; Cerrenaceae.